Messenger RNA from Pleuronectes platessa (European plaice), 5136 nucleotides. RefSeq names its product elastin microfibril interfacer 2b (gene emilin2b). The record is from RefSeq and is a predicted model, not a curated record. The coding region runs from base 1 to 2988 and encodes 995 amino acids. Lineage: Eukaryota; Metazoa; Chordata; Actinopteri; Pleuronectiformes; Pleuronectidae. Gene Ontology annotation, molecular function: protein binding. The transcript has 9 exons.
AUGACGCACGGAUUCUGUGGAUUUACACUUAUUCUCAUUUUAAUCCCUCUCACCACCGGGACACCUUUCCAACACGGCAGGCUCCAGGGCAACGUGUAUUCUGGCACAGACGCACGACAGAGAAACAAAAACUGGUGCGCCUACGUUGUGCACAGGAACGUGAGCUGUGCCGUCGUGGGAGGCACAGGGAGCUUCGUGCAGCCGGAGAUGUUCCCGUGUCCUCCGGAGAUGCCAGACUGUGCGCAACAAGUGAUAUACCGGACGCACUUCAGGCCCACGUAUAAGAUUGCAUACAAGACUGUCACCGAGCUGGAGUGGAGGUGCUGCCCAGCGUACCAGGGCCAUGACUGCAUGGAGGUGAAAGACUUCAGGAUGCUCCAAGUAGAGAAUUUGCCUCAUGCACCGUCCACUGGACAUAUUCCAGUGCCACAAGCUCCAGAACAUCCAACAGACGGACAGAGAAAUCAUCCAUGGGUAGGGGAGGGGCACUUUGGAGGUCAAACAGUUCAGAGACCACUCGGGGGUCACAGAGGAUCUCAAAGUGCUCAACACCUGGAGGAGGAGGUGCAGCAACUGUCCCAGAUGGUCCUUGACAUGCAGGCAAGAAUGACAGACAUGACCUCCAAUCUGAGGCUGGACUUCCAGGAGGACGCCAGUAAAAUGCUCAUCACGCUGCUGAAUAACGUCCGACAGCCUGCAGGUGCACGAGGCGCCGAAACCCAAGCCUUCCAGUUGCAGGACAUAUCCUACCAAGAGAUAACGCCUAUGGAUGAAGUUAUGAACAAGAUCACCCAGGUCAAAGACGAUCUAGCGUCUAAGACCAAUACCCUGGAUGACGUGCUGGGCCGCGUCGACCGCCAUGAUGGACAGAUUCGUCUGCUGAUGGAGGCAGGUCAGAAUCCAUCGUCUUCACCUCCUCCUCCUCCCCCAGCUAGAGAUCCAGACCUGCGUGCCUACCUGGAUUCUAAGAUCCAUGCUCUAAGAGAGGAGUUGAUGGAAGGCAUGGAAAUCAAACUUGCAGACAUGAAGAAUGCUUGUGAUUAUAAAAUCAUGUCGGUUCGGGAGCAAUGUGAGGGAACAGAGGCCAAUUACCUGAGCCUGGCUGAGCUCAUGGACUCGAAGGAAACUGACCUUCGACAGGAGAUCAAGGACCUUAAAACCAAGCUGGAAUAUCCAGAAAAAGAAGGCACUCGUGUAUCUGACUCUGUUCUCGCUCGUGUAGAAAACCUUGAGAUCCAUCUGAACUCCUCUCAGAAGACUGUGACAGAGCAGUGCCUCUCGAUGGAGGAAAAGCAGAGGGAAGAGCGGGCAGAGGCCAUCAAAGACUUGAGGGGGACUCUGGAGGACAAGCUGGCCACUAUAGAAGAUCAACUCACCACACUGUUGGUAGAUAUAAGCACCAACUCCCAUUCAGGGAUUCAGCCAGUGAGUCAGGACGCACAGCAGAGGGACAUGAACUCUCUAAAGAGCUCUGUUCAGACUCUGGAGGAUAGACUCAACAUCUUGGACCAGUUACAGUCCAAUGAGCCCAAGGCUAAUUUUGCUGUUGCAGAAAACCUUCAGCAAGAUUUCCAGAGCUGCAAAGCUGCUAUUGAUGCUAUGGAGAUGAGUCUAGAUGUCAAGUUAAAUGGCCUCGGAGCCAUUGAGGGACAACUCGUCAACUACAGCUCUCACAUUGAGAAUGCGCACAACGAGCUGAGCUCAAUGAGAAGCCGCUUGGGGAUAUUGGAGGACUCCUUAUCAGAUGUAGUCAAUCAGCAGUCCCUGACCUCGCAGAGCCUCAACUCCACCUGGGGUCAAGUUAAAACCGGAGCUGAGCAGGAGCUCAAGGACCUUUCAGAGCUCCACAGAACACAGCAUCAGGAGCUCAGAGAGCGGCUGGAUGGGCUGAGCACGGAGGUGAAAGCCGAGGCCGAAGAGUGCAGGGGAAAAACUGAAGACGUCGGUAAGGAGAUUGCCCACAUGGACAGCCGCAUUGUUAGCAUGGAGGAUUUAUGCGGCAAGCUGGAUCCGAUCUCUGCUAGCCUCCAGAGAAUCAAAGAGGGGCUGAAUAAGCACGUCACUGCGUUGUGGACCUGUGUCCACCAGCUGAACGGCACAGUCAGAGCUCAGACAAAAGAUAUUGGAGGAGUGAGGGGAACUUGCUUGAAUCUCCAGAGCCACAUCGCAAACAUAGCCAGAGACCUUCAGACGCUAACGGACAACGACUCUGAGAAGACAGGUGUUCAGGUCGCAGUAGACAACGCUGGACUUUCCCAGGGUUCAAGUGAAGGCCUUGUGGUCCCUGUGGUCCCCGUGGACGCCUCUCUCCCUCAGCCACCUGUGAUGGAGACCGGAGAGGCAGGUCCCCCCGGCAAGAUGACCUCGUCCAAGUUGCCCCCGGGGACCAGCGGCAGCCUGAUGCCUGUUCAGGGCUUUGCUGGAGCUCCAGCUUCUGCAGUCAAAUCCACGGACUCGGUAUUGACCAGCUUGCCACACCUCCCAGAUGUGAACCUGCCCCACGGACCCUCACCACAGGAACCUGCCACGAGAUCAGGUGAGGUGUCAUUCUCAGCCGGUCUGACUCUUCCAUCGUUCCAAGGAGAGGUCGGAGUCAUUCGAUUCAACAAGGUGUUGGUCAAUGACGGAGGACACUACGACCCUCACACAGGCGUCUUCACCGCUCCCACAGACGGACGCUACCUGGUCAGUGCCGUGCUCGCAGCCCAGCGAGGUGAGAAGGUCGAGGCCGUCCUCUCGGUGUCCAAUCGCAGCAUCCAGAGGUUGGACUCCACGGGUUUCCUGUCCGGAGCGGCCGUGCCGACGUCCCACCAACAGUGUAACUGCAGCAGUCCGACCUCGCUGAGUCUGGUCCUCUCCCUGAAGAGAGGAGACAGAGCGGGACUCGUCCUGACGGCCGGGAAGCUCGCCACCUCGGCCUCCUCCUCCUCUGAGAUCCUGUCGUCUUUCAGCGCCGUGCUUCUUUACCCCAGCCCGUCAAAACGGUAGCCCCGCCACUUCCAGAGAAGAGACAUCUGAGACCUUAUAUAAGCCAUAAACACAGUGCGGUGUGUAUUAUCGAGGGAAAGACAAAUUAUUUAGCAACAACGGAAGUAAGAGAUUAUUUCUAUCAUGAGUACUAAUAUAUAGUGCAUUUAUAUUAAAGUGAAAUUGUAUUUUAUAUUGUUAGGGUUUGUUUACAGCCUAAACCAACCAAAUACAAAUAUUUAAUUAAACACAAUACGUGUUACUUUCUUCUUUAAAGUUUUUUUAUGACCGUAAAAGUUCCUCAAAGUUAUAAAACAGAAGUCAGACAUCCGCACAAUAUGUCCAUGACAUCAAAGUGCUCCACAUUUUCAUAAUAGACAUCCAGUGUCUAGUCAUGCACCCCCCUAACAACGCCAGGUAAAGUGAGAGAGGAGGCCGACAUUUUCUACUUGGAAGCGUUGGUCCAAUCACAACAGAGCGAGACAGCUGGCCAAUCAGAGCAGACUAGGCUUCAGCGGGAGGGAGGGGCUCAAAGAGACAGGAGCGUAUUAUAUCUCCUUUAAUAUAAAAAAACAGAGUUACUUGUACCUAAAUAAUUACUUAUGUAUGGAAAAAAUCUGUUGGUAAAUAAGUUUAGCAAAAUAAAGUUUUAGCUUUUCUGAAAGAAUCAUUCAACAAAAUACUUUUUAUUGAACACUUUUACUGUGACAACACUUGACACAAACAAUCAUCUAUAAGUUUGACACAUUGGAUCAACACAAGGUAGAAACAUCAGCAGGAAACACAUCCAGCAGCAGCAGCAGCAAAAGUUCUUCAUUGUAAAGUUUCACAAAGUAAAACUAAAGAGUCAAUACAGUGUGUUCCUGUCACACAAGGUUUAUCACUUUCAUAGAAAGAAGGCAUUCAUUUAACCAGCAGCUGUUACCGGGCAUGGAAAGAAAAUUGACAGAACAUUAAUAUCAUACUGCAGCUCUCACAAGUCCGGCAGAAACUUCUCAAAGAUCAGUUCCAGAAUUUGUCAAAAACUGUUUUUCUUGAUGUAAAACUUCAACUAGCAGCAGAAGCCUCUACAGUUCAAAAAGUGCUUUUCUCCUCCAGAUUCUACAAAAUCUCACCUGUGAAAAAUAAUUUCACAUGUCUCCUUAAGCAUCAUAUUGCAAAAUCCUAAAGAUCUGGAGCAGAGAUAUAUGAUUCAUAUACAGUAAAUAACCAUCACAGAGCAAAUAAGGCCUUUAAUGGAUCGUCUAGGGCAAUAAAUACUCCAUGUACUGGAUGUUUGGUUCCUAAGUCAGGCAGAAAAUGUUCCACUUCAGUCAAGUACUUCAAUUUCAUACUGAUCACAUUUUAAAUUAAGUUUAACCUCCACUGACUAAAUAAGUGCUUGAGUCGGUGUGCGGAGGAGAGACUGGAGUCGGGAUUCAGUCAGUUGGUAGUCAGUGCAUACAGAUGUGUAAAAUAGAUCACAGCUCGGCUCAGUUGAUUUCAAGUAACGAAUCAAUAGCAUUAGCACCGGUCUGAGUUACAGCAGCUCCUCUAAACGCAGCUCGCCGAUCGGCUGCCUCCAGUAGCAGAAGGAGCUGAACUCUGGGCAGCUGAAGGUGGCGCUGUGCUCGGAGCUGCGCAGAGGAAACACGUGCUCCACCAGCUCGCUCAGCCGACUGUAACUACACGGAAACAACAACAAAGCAAAAAAUGAAUAAAUACUGAAACAAAAACACGGACUCCAGUUGUGAUUCGGUACUUACGAUGUUUUAUUUCCUUUGGCUUGCUCGAGGAUUAACUCCCCUCUGGGAUUCACAGUGAAUAUCCGGCACACGGGCACACCCACCUGCUUGUAGGCAAAGACGUCCUAAGAACAGGAAGAAGAAAAAAGACAAUAAGGAUCAUUUUUCAUUGUGGUUCCUUCACUUUUAAUAAAAUAUAAUCCGUAGAGGGAAAGAGGAAAAAAUGAUUGAACAUUUACACUGUCUCUGUUUCCGAAGGCUGCGUAGAAGGGAUGCUUGUUUGGGAAGAACAGGUUCUUGAUGUCGGUGAGACAUUCGAUCUUGAACUUCUCAGGCUUCUUCUCUAUGACCUCUCUGACAAGGGAAUUACAGAUAAGGUGUUACAGACUCUGACAGCUUCAUUUGAGUGGGUGGGAAUUAUAAACCUCCACAAAAUAACCAUAAU